UUUGUGGCGCCCAGCCACUGCUGUCUUUUCCGCGACCCUCGGGAACAUCGACCUGUACCCUGUGUGUUCUUUGCUCCUGUGGCUUCUGCAGUUCCUUUCCGCCAGACAUGCCGUUUGUUGAGUUGGACACGAACUUGCCCGCCGGCCGUGUGCCCGCGGGAUUGGAGAAGCGGCUCUGCGCGGCCACCGCAACCAUCCUGAGCAAACCUGAGGACCGCGUGAACGUGACGGUGCGACCAGGUCUGGCCAUGGCGGUGAACGGCUCUACUGAUCCCUGCGCGCAGCUGAUCAUCUCCUCCAUUGGGGUGGUGGGCACAGCCGAGGAGAAUCGUGGACACAGCGCCCGAUUCUUCGAGUUCCUCACCAAGGAGAUGGGCCUGGGCCAGGAUCGGAUAAUUAUCCGAUUUUUCCCCCUGGAGCCCUGGCAGAUUGGCAAGAAAGGGACAGUCAUGACUUUUCUGUGAUUGACACAGAGGGCAUCUAUGAGCUGUCCCUUGCAGAGAGGCCUCCUGGCAGAGGAAGGGCCUGGUGGAUACCAGCUUCUGGCACCCCUUCAUGCAGUUGUGCCUGUGGCCUCAUAAGACCUCCUCUUCCCCAUCCUUGUGUCAAAUAAAGGAAGAGAUCUUCUUUUCUUCUUC
Molecule: messenger RNA, 638 nt
Organism: Suricata suricatta (meerkat)
Lineage: Eukaryota; Metazoa; Chordata; Mammalia; Carnivora; Herpestidae
Product: D-dopachrome decarboxylase
Exons: 3
Coding region: 108-464 (118 amino acids)
Molecular function (GO): phenylpyruvate tautomerase activity
Source: RefSeq, a predicted model, not a curated record